AGAGAGGAAGCAGUACCCAGCAGCAGCGCGCGAGGUAUCACUUCCAACUACAAACUCCGGGCUCGCAUCUGUCAAAAAAUUUGCACCGAGACCGUUUCGAUGGAAAGGAUUAUUUUAUAACUGUUUCCCAUCAACCAGAGAGACAAACACCUCAAGCCAUUUUAUUUUCCUCGGCUCAAUAAUCGGGUUUCAUUGGUUUAUUGUCUCCAAGCCACAGAUCGUCGCAAGCAGUAACAAAAUGUUUAACAACAGAGAACGCUGGAAGGUUUACAAGAGGGUGAGUGUCAUGUUUUUCCUGGCUGUGGUGGCCCUGACUGUUGUCCAAAGAGGAAGCAUCAAUGUGGGUGCUCCCUUCCAAAUUGAGAGGCAUGCUCGCACAGAUGCCUCUGAGGGGGCGGAGCAUGAGGCUGCUGUGGAAGACAAAAAGGACUUGUACCUGGGAAUGAAAGGUUUCUGGAAGUCUAGCAAACGCCAGCUGAUGCCUAAGACUUGGGCCACCACACAAAAGUUCCGGAUAACAGAGGACAGCAGCCCAAGAACAUGGGAUGUUACCACCUCCAACUGUAGUGCCAACCUCAACCUCUCAAGUCAGAACUGGUUUAAUAGCCUGGACGAGAAUUUCAAGCAAUUUGUGCUUUAUCGACACUGCCGUUACUUCCCCAUGCUCCUCAACCACCCAGAGAAGUGCACAGGGGACACAUAUUUGCUCAUGAUAAUAAAGUCUGUGGCCACACAGCAUGACAGAAGAGAGGUCAUACGAAAAACCUGGGGUAAAGAGCAGGUGAUUGAUGGCAAGAGGGUAAAGACCCUCUUCCUUCUUGGUAAACCCUCCAGUGUGGCAGAGAGAGCGAACCACCAGAAGCUAGUGGAGUACGAGGACUACAUCUACAGGGAUAUCCUCCAGUGGAAUUUCCUAGAUAGCUUCUUCAACCUCACUCUUAAGGAGACCCACUUCCUCAAGUGGUUCCACACCUACUGCCCCGGUGUACGCUACGUCUUCAAGGGGGAUGACGACGUCUUUGUCAGCGUGGAAAACAUUUUUGAGUUUCUAGAGGGCAGCAAUCAGGAAAAGGACCUGUUGGUUGGGGAUGUGAUUUUCAAGGCGAAGCCCAUCCGUAAAAAGGAAAGCAAAUACUACAUCCCCCUGACUCUGUAUAAUAAGACGCACUAUCCUCCAUAUGCAGGCGGAGGGGGCUUCCUGAUGAAUGGGAAUCUUGCGAGGAGGCUUUACUUGGCGGCAGACAGCCUUGAGCUUUACCCCAUUGAUGAUGUCUUCUUGGGCAUGUGUCUGGAGGUGCUUCAGAUCACUCCUAUAAAACACAAUGCCUUUAAGACGUUUGGCUUGGUGAAAAAUAAGAGCAGCAAAUUGAACAAAGAACCUUGUUUCUUUAAGAGCAUGAUUGUGGUACACAAGCUGCUCCCGGCAGACCUUAUGCACAUGUGGCAUAUGGUCAACAGUGACCUGGUCUGCUCACAGAAAGUGGAGUUCCUAUAGCCUGAUGGGAGCACCAGGUAAGGACAGCACCAACACGCUGAGCUGUACCUUGGUGGACACCAUGAUGCACGAGAGUCCCAAUAAACUCUCCCUUAUGUGGAGAACGACCAUGGACAAUAUCUGAAUUUGCUGAUUCUGUGCAAUUUUUUUUUAAGGAUAUUCCUCAAAAGUCGAGUAAAGUAGACAGAGAUUUUAAAAAGUGGUAGACUUGUGUAUUUAUAUUGGCAUUCUGAAAGACUCAAUUCUUUCAGCAUUCAGAUUCAGACAACCAAAGUUUAACUGCUUAUUCAGCAGUCUUGCUGAGGAGGACAGUUAUUUUUUGGCAACUACAGGCUUUUUAUUUUGUUAUGUUAUAUUUGUGAGGGCCUUAUCCCAGCCAGGCACACUCUCGUCCUCCCCUCCUCAGUGGCCAACACCUUUUUUGUUCUCUCCUUCCUUCUGUUUCGAUACAGUGGAGGUUUUUCAUUGCCCUGACCCUUGUGAAAGUGAGUGUCACCAAAUUACCAAUGGUAGCGAAUAGAUUUAUAUUAAUACUUAAAAUUAAACCUUAAAAGUGUAGUUUGAGGACAAGUGGUAAAUAAAACCAUGAAUAUGUAUUUGUAGCAAACUGUGCUUUUUGAUCAGAGGAAAAAAAUGUUAAGCUGGCUAGGGUGAUCUUGAAAAUGAAAAGGCAGUUUGUGUGAGGUGUUGCUCCGGAUGCUUGGGUUUGAAAGCCUUUAGUUAUGCUUGCAUGCUGGGUUUGUAUUAUGUUUUACACUUUGUCUUCACUUGAGUCAGUGUGUAAUUCUGCAGUGGCAUCAAAUGAAGUAAGAGACGAUUCGCUCUACCUCAGUGAUUCGGUCAAUUUUUUAAAAAUGUCAUCAUUAGUUUGGACUUUUCUGCUGUAACAAUGAUACCUUUAUCUUUAUAUGCAGCACAUGUUCCCUAAUGUGUGUUUUUAGUCAAUGAUGUACUGUAGAGGGCCUUGCACUUUUUUUUUUCAUGUGACUGACUUGAUCUACUACUACUACUGGAAACUUUUCAAAUCAAAUGUCUAAACUUUUUAGAUGUUUGCUGUCUGUGGAUUUGAAUGUGCUGAUAUACUUGACAUGGAUUUGGUUUAGGGUUAAAAUGACACUGUGAACUAAAACUAUUGAUGGUACGAGAAAUGACAUAUUAAUUUAAUUGCCAAUAAAAAGGUGGAAAAUAAGGGGUUCUUGUAUUUAAUUUAAAUUAUCCAAUGAGCAUAAUAAUGUGAUGUUUUACUGAAUGUUGUGGGUGUAGCGGGUGACGGUGAUGUAAAUAUAUGUACAAUUUCUAAAUGUACAAAGAAUGUAAUUUGUAAAUAAAAAUGUCGACUGGA
Molecule: messenger RNA, 2837 nt
Organism: Eleginops maclovinus (Patagonian blennie)
Lineage: Eukaryota; Metazoa; Chordata; Actinopteri; Perciformes; Eleginopidae
Gene: b3gnt7
Product: UDP-GlcNAc:betaGal beta-1,3-N-acetylglucosaminyltransferase 7
Exons: 2
Coding region: 239-1495 (418 amino acids)
Cellular component (GO): Golgi membrane
Molecular function (GO): hexosyltransferase activity; UDP-glycosyltransferase activity
Source: RefSeq, a predicted model, not a curated record